CAACCCAGGUAUUUUUCUAAUCACAUUUAAGAGAUUUUGUAUUUGGACUUGCAUUUUACGACUAAUUUUUAAAUAUCAUGUUUGACAAACUAUUUUAAUGAUGAAUUCUAUGUAGUGUAUCCCCCCCGACCCAAUGCCGUCGCCAUGCAACCGCCGGGAGGCGGCGGCGAGCUGGCCGGCAAGGCUGGUCAGAAGUUCCUAUUUGUUAAAUUUAAGAUGGGGAAGCAUUUCCCUGCAGCCGAGGAGGAUCUUCCUGCUCCGGUUGUGGUAAAGAAGGGGCAGUUUUCAGGGAAGAGUGAACUGAGAAAUAAGGAGAAGGAGGUGGUGAUCGCUUUUCCCUUAUCGGCGGCGGCACAGGCGGCCGUGCCGCCGGAGGCGAUCGAAAUCUCGAUCACCGACAAGAACAAAACCGCGGUCGGUAAGUUGAACCUAGAACACAACGGCGGGUGGUACGAGCACAGUGAGACCGAGGCCGCAUUGACCUCGUACCCCUUCACCGCCGACAAAGACGAGAAGCAGGAGAGGCUGUGGCUUGGUGUUUGGUCGGGAAGCAAAACCCACCCCGAUUUCCGGGGAGCGGUCUUGGCAACCCCUCCGGCGGCGGCGGGCAAUUCCGCCGCCGUCGACACCAAGAAACACCCCUCUCUUUCACCCAAAGACCAUGUCCACCCCAAGUUGGCAUACUAUCAACUCUUCCUUUCCCCUUUUGUCACAAAGGACCCAGAGAGAAUGAACGAAAAGUACAUGCAGUUCUACUUGGAGGCCACCGUAGCAAACCAAACGGUUCAAACAAUGUCCUUCCCUACUCUUCCUAUUGUCCCCAACGAACAAGACCUUAAUAAGCCAGACUCCAGACCCUACACCCCCCCCUUCUUGUUCGUCAAGGUCAACGGCACCCCACCGGAUUCCGUCAAACUUGUCCUCAAACUAAUGGCUUAUGUCCGUAAACCCCUGGAAGGCGGGAAGAAAACCGAGCUGAAAGCGGUCGGGACCGCCGAGAAACGGCUGAACACGGUGGGCACGGACAAGUUCGAAAUGGUCAAGGUGAUGUCGCGCGGAGACGGUGAGGAGGAUAAGAAGGAUACCGGGGUUUUGGUUGGGGUCCGGAAGAGCGGGGACCUCACCGGCUACCACGUUUUCGACGAGCCGCUGGAUCGGAGCUCCAACUUGCAUGCGACGGAGGUGUCGAAGUGGGAGCCGGCGGCGAACAAGAUAGGGUCACUGACGGUGAGGAUCAAGGGCGCGAGGGACGUGGUGGCCGCUGGGAAGAAGGGGGGGAAAGGGGCGGACGUAUACUGCGUGGCGAGGUACGACCGCAACUGGCGCCGGACUGCAACAGUCGUCAACAACCCCGCCCCGCAGUUCGGCGACUCGUUCGAGUGGAACGUGUACGAGACUAACACCGUUUUCACCGUCGGCCUCUUCGAAAACUGCCAGCUCUCCGCCGCAGCCGCUGCCGCCGGCGAUGACAAGAAGAAGGAACCGGCGGCGGCGGAGGACAAAUUCAUCGGGAGGGUUAGGAUUCCCGUCUCCUCCCUCUCGAAUAACAAGACUUACAAUUCUGAAUUCGUCUUCCGUGUCAGGCAACCCGACGGCAGCCUCAAGGAAAUGGGAAAGCUUGAACUGGAGUACAGAUUCACCGGGAGGUUACUGCAGUCGGCGCUGCAAUACUUCCGGCCGCCUCUUCCGCGGCUGCACUACACGCACCCAAUACCGGAGGGGGACGUCGACAGGCUCCGCCCCUUCGCGGCGGGGCUGGUGGCGGACGAGCUGGCGAAGGAGAGUCCGCCGCUCAUGAAGAAGGUGGUGGAGUCCAUGUACGGGGCGGGCGACGAGGACCGGCGGCGGCGGAGAAACGACGAGGCCGAUCGGGAGUACCUUUGGCGGUUGGGGAACUGGGCCUACUCGGCAUUGGAGGACGCCUUUUCGUGGAGGAACCCUAUGGAAACGUCGUGGGUUCUAUCUUUCCUUAUAUACGCAAUCGCAUUUCCGGAGCUCGUUCUGCCCACCGUUUUUGUCAUCUUGGCCGGCAUUCCGAUGAAAUCAUACUUCAAUAGCCCCAUACCAAUAAAGGGCCGCGUCCUCCUAGUCGACGUCAUCAUGGAGAGAGCCGAACCCGACCAGACGACGAAUGCGAGGUACGAGGCACUAAGGAAGAAGGCAUUGGAGUACGAGACGUUGUUGGACAAGUACGCAACGAAAGCGGAGGGCCUAACGGCGCUCCUGAGCUGGCGCAACCCUUUGGCCACCGCCGCCACUAUGGCCUUCUGUGCCGUGGCGGCGUUGCUCCUCUUUUUUGUGUCAUUCCAAACCGCCGCCACCGUUUUUGUGCUUUGUGUCUUCUUGCAUCCCUUAUUUGUUCCCCCGCAAGGCCAGGGAGGACGGCAAAUGCAAGUGGUUGGGUCUCCCGGCGGCGGUGAGUAUGAUCGUCCUCUCAAGUUUCUAUUGGUAAAGGUGAUGAUGGGUAAUGGUUUUCCGGUGAAAGCCGGUGAGGUGGCGGUGAAGUUGGUGGUGGAGCCCCCCGGGGCGGCGGCGGAGGUUAAAACGGGUGAACUGAAUAAGAAAAAAGAUAAAGUGGAGGUGACGGUGUACUUCUCGGAGCAGGAGGUAGACGACGGCGGGGUGACGGAAGUCGAGAUUUCCCUGAAAGGAGAGGACAAGACGUCCCUGGGGAAAACGAGAUUGGUCGUUCCCUCGGACCGGACGCUUCUCGACGACCCCGCCCUCUCCCGUUGUUCCUUUACCAACGAGGAGAAGGAGGAGUUACAAGCGGUUGUUUGGUGGGCGGGGAAAGAUAACCCCGACUUUGUCAAGGUGGUUAAAGCGGGGUCGAAAAUGUACGCCCUCCCGAAUUUGGUGUAUUACAAUCUCUGGAUCAACUCUCUAAGCAACCUCAACCCCACCCUCCUCCCUCAGAAUUCUUUGUACCGGGUGAAGGCAAUCAUCGGAGCACAAUCGUCGACCACCGCGGAGUUCUUCCAUCCGAGUCCCGUAACGCAAGCCUUGAACUACCCACUCUGGUUCGUUAAGGUUUACCGCAAAAGCCUGCCGACUGGCGAACUCAAAGUCGAGCUGCAGGUGGCUCCAGCCGAUUCCCGCAUGAAGCCGUGUGGAGAAUACAAAGUCGUCGCCAGCGGCGUCCAAAAGCUGGAGGAGUUGUAUAAGAAGAAUGAGGGGGUGGAUGUUGGGUUGAAGAAGCCCAAGUCUGGCGGCGGUGGGGGGGAGGACGACGAGGGGAAAAAGGAGAGUGUGCUCGGGGUGGUGAGGGUUGCGAUGGGACGCGAGGCACCGUAUUGCCACGUGUUUGAGGAGGAGCCGGAUAAAUGUAGCGACCUCCGAACGCCUGCUCAGAUACACAUGAAUAGACCGCCGGCGAUCGGGUACCUGGAGGUUGAAAUAAAGGGCGUGAAAAUAGUCAGGCCGAUGAAGGUCCGCGGUGGCAAAGCCACGGCCGACACGUACUGCCUGGUCAAGUGCGGCCGCAAGUUGCACCGAACGCGAACCGCCAUUGGGAGCCUCAACCACGCUAUCCAAGAGCAGUGCAGUUGUGAGGUGUUUGACACGCACACCGUUUUCUCAGUCGCCCUCUUCGACAACCGCCAGGUGGCCGCCGGGGCCGGGGGUCAAAAGGAGAAAGAGAAUGAGAAAGAGAAAGAGAAAGAGAAAGUGAAAGAGGUCGCGGACGUAUACAUGGGGAGGGUGGUGAUCCGCAUCUCCACCCUCCUCCCGUCGCUCCCCGCCUUCAAAACAAGAAACACCUACCUCUCCACGUUCCCGCUCUAUCUUAUCCAACCUAACCCCCCGGACCGCUGUAACGUGAAGCUUAUGGCCGAGCUCACGCUCUCAUAUUGCUUUACCUUAUACACUUCAUCUUCCAAGCAUUUUCUCCCCAUGCUCUUCCGCUCCCCUCUCCCGCCACCCAACCCGUGGAUACCACCCGAGGCGGAGAUCCUUAGGCUCCGCCACAGUGCGGUUGCCUUGGUGGCGGAACAUAUGUCGAAAUAUGAGCUGCCGCUCGGGAAGGCGGUCGUGGAGGACAUGCACGAGGACUACGAACCCAGCUUCAGCUUCCGCCGGUACGUCACCCACCGGCAGCGCCUCCUGAGGGCCGCGGCCGGGUUCUUCUUCCUCCGAAACUCCUUCACGAGGGUCGUCACCUUCGUGAAGCCGGUGAGGAUGGUCCUCUUCUCCCUUCUCUUCAUCCUUCUGAUCUGCUGCUCCGACCUCAUUCCCCACAUCCUUCUUAUCUCCUUCUUCGUCAUUGGCCUCUUUAACUUGUUCCCUUACCCCAAGGAACCGCCCCAAAUCAACCCACUGCUCGUGGAUAUAGCUCAGAGAAUAAAUCCAAUUUGCAUUGACGAGGAGGCGGACACGACCCCGAGCAGCCGGCCGCCGGAGGCGAUAAAGAGCAGACACGACGAGCUGAGCAAAGUGGUCCGGGGAGCCGAGAAAAGCAUCGGCCGCGUGGCGACCGGUGCCGUAAAGAUCGGGGCGUUACUGCGGUGGUGGGACCCACGCGCCACGGGCGUCUUUGUCGCCUUCUGUGUCGCGGCCGCGGCGGCGUCGUAUCUCACCGGCCCGCUGGUUUCCUGCGUUCUCGCCGCCGCCGUCUUAGUGCCCUUGCAUGUCCUCGAGAUCAAGAGAAGGAUCCCUUCUCCGCUCUCCUGCUUCAUGGGCCGCCUGCUCAAUGCCCAUCCACUCAGGCUAUAAUCACACCAAGAAUGACACCAAGGUUGACAUCACGUCCAUUUUAAUUUCAAUUUACUUUGUAUUACCUCUUUCACUUACGUUUAAGCUUUUUUCUUGAAGGAGCAUUAUUUUUUUAGAAAUAUUUGCACUAAAUAACACUAAAAUUUAAAUAAUUUUCUUAAAUAGCACUUAAAAUUUUUAUUCCAUGAAUAACACUUAGUAAUGUCC
This is a messenger RNA of Cuscuta campestris, 4917 nucleotides long. The record is from the annotation of a GenBank genome assembly. Lineage: Eukaryota; Viridiplantae; Streptophyta; Magnoliopsida; Solanales; Convolvulaceae.